Molecule: messenger RNA, 986 nt
Organism: Halteromyces radiatus
Lineage: Eukaryota; Fungi; Mucoromycota; Mucoromycetes; Mucorales; Cunninghamellaceae
Product: galactose-binding domain-like protein
Exons: 7
Coding region: 92-712 (206 amino acids)
Cellular component (GO): nucleus
Source: RefSeq, a predicted model, not a curated record
CUUUUCUUUUCUUUUUUUUUUUUUAAUAUUCCUUUGAACAAAUUUUCUCUUUCUUUUUUCACAUUAUAUGCUUUAUCCAUCUUGUUAAACUAUGAGUCAUUGUCACGACGAACAUUGCGACCAUGAUCAUGAAGAUAUUCCUGGCUCUGGUGACCAAUUCUCCUUGUAUUCUCGUAUUGACCUAGAUAAUGUACGAUGUUUGAAUGAACUUGAACCUAAUAGUGGGAAACGCAUUAUCCGACCUUGGCACGACCGUUUAACAAAUACAGAGUACUUGGAAAGUGAUGCUGAUGAACAAUUACUUGUUUAUGUUCCAUUCACGGGAAGUAUCAAACUACGUACGAUUUGUCUUCAUACUGAUCGCGGUGAUCAAGCGCCAGCUACCAUGAAGGUGUUCAUCAACCGUGAUGAUAUGGAUUUUGACGCCGCAGAAUCUUAUAUACCAACGCAGACAUGGGAAUUAAUUCGACAACAUGAUGAUGUGGCAGAAUAUGGAACAAGAGUGGCCAAGUUUACCAAUGUACGGAAUCUAACAUUAUUCUUCCCUGAUAAUUUCGGUGGUGACACAACUGUGAUUCGAUAUCUAGGAUUCAAAGGAGAAUGGACUGAGAUGAAACGGGAUCCGAUCAUCACUGUAUAUGAAGCCAAUGCCAAUCCAGCUGAUCACAAGAUACCAGGCGCUGACGAUAAGAUGGAUCAUUCAAUUCAAUAAUGAAAUAAUUUGUGUAGUUAUUAUUAUUCUCAUCAUCAUCAUUAAUAUACAUCAUUUAUGAUCAUUUUACCCUCAUUUCUUUUUUUUUUUAUUUCCUGCAAUUAAAAAAUAAGAUCAAACCCUUAUUCAGUACUUCAUUUUACAUUGUGUCACGUUACAUCCCUUUGAUACUCAUUUAGAUCACAAUCGAGGUGAAAGAAUAAUACACUGGGCAAAGACAUUUUUUUUUUCUAUAUCUGACUGACAACAACAAUAAAAAAAAAAGGACUAUCAG